Pipistrellus nathusii (Nathusius's pipistrelle) is the source of this 1188-nucleotide messenger RNA. The record is from the annotation of a GenBank genome assembly. Lineage: Eukaryota; Metazoa; Chordata; Mammalia; Chiroptera; Vespertilionidae.
AUGAGCUGGCUCUUCCCGCUGACCAAGAGCGCCUCCUCCUCCGCGGCGGGGUCCCCCGGCGGCCUCACCAGCCUCCAGCAGCAGAAGCAGCGGCUGAUCGAGUCCCUGCGGAGCUCCCACUCCAGUAUAGCUGAAAUACAGAAAGAUGUGGAAUACAGGUUGCCAUUCAGCGUAAACAACCUGACAAUUAACAUUAAUAUAUUGCUUCCUCCACAAUUUCCUCAGGAAAAACCAGUGAUCAGUGUUUAUCCACCAAUACGACAUCAUUUAAUGGAUAAACAAGGAAUAUAUGUUACCUCUCCAUUAGUAAACAAUUUUACAAUGCACUCAGAUCUUGGAAAAAUUAUUCAGAGUCUAUUGGAUGAGUUUUGGAAGAAUCCUCCAGUUUUAGCUCCUACUUCAGCAGCAUUUCCAUACCUGUACAGUAACCCAGGUGGGAUGCCUUCCUAUGCUUCUCAGGGCUUUCCCUUUCUUCCUUCAUUUCCCCCACAAGAAGCUAGCAGGACUGUCAGUUUAUCUGUGGCUGACACUGUUUCUUCAUCAACGACAAGUUACACAACAGCCAAACCUGCUGCUCCUUCCUUUGGCAUCCUUUCCAACCUGCCAUUACCUGUUCCCACAGCAGACACUUCAGUGCAGAUAAGCCAGAAUGGUCUUGGUUACAGGAUGCCAGAUGUCCCUGAUGAAUUUCCAGAACUCUCCGAACUAAGUGUGUCACAACUUACAGAUAUGAAUGAACAAGAGGAGAUAUUACUAGAACAGUUUCUUACUUUGCCUCAACUAAAACAAAUUAUUACUGACAAGGACAACUUAGUGAAAAGUAUUGAGGAACUAGCAAGAAAAAAUCUGCUUUUGGAGCCCAGCUUGGAAGCCAAAAGGCAAACUGUUUUAGAUAAGUAUGAAUUACUUACACAAAUGAAAUCUACUUUUGAAAAGAAGAUGCAAAGACAGCAUGAACUUAGUGAGAGCUGUAGUGCGAGUGCCCUGCAGGCCAGAUUAAAAGUCGCUGCACACGAAGCUGAGGAAGAAUCUGAUAAUAUUGCUGAAGAUUUCUUGGAGGGAAAGACUGAAAUCGAUGAUUUUCUCAGUAGCUUCAUGGAAAAGAGAACAGUUUGCCACUGUAGAAGAGCCAAGGAAGAGAAACUUCAGCAGGUGAUAGCGAUGCACAGCCAGUUUCAUGCUUCAUAG